Molecule: messenger RNA, 2320 nt
Organism: Pocillopora meandrina
Lineage: Eukaryota; Metazoa; Cnidaria; Anthozoa; Scleractinia; Pocilloporidae
Source: the annotation of a GenBank genome assembly
AUGGCUUUAGCCUUUCCGGCUUUCUUCUCGCCUUUCUUUCCUGCAACUUUGGCUGGCAUCUUGCUAAAUCAAUACAAAAUGAAUAGAUGUACAGCGCAACUCGUCUUGUAUUUAUAUCAGAAUCGUAAAAGGAUCUAUAAGCAUACGGAUCGAAAUUCUCGAUCAAUGAUUGGCCUGUUACGAUAUACUAACCCAGGGGGUCAAUUUGUAUGUUAUUCUUUCUUUAAUCAGAAAAUUACAAUGCAAUCAAAUUGCGCGAAGCCUAAAAUUGAUUGGUGCUUUUCGAUCCUUCCUGCAUAAUGAGCGAACUAUAAAUAACAGACUUGGUGAAAGUAACCUAUUCAUUCUCAUUGUUAUCAGUUAAGCAAUUCACGACAAACAUGUCUGGUCGCGGUAAAGGAAAAGCUAAGGGCACUAAGUCUAAGAGCCGCUCAUCCCGAGCAGGGCUUCAAUUCCCAGUUGGUCGAAUUCACCGUCUUCUCCGCAAAGGCAAUUACGCUGAGCGAGUUGGCGCCGGUGCUCCGGUGUACUUGGCUGCUGUGCUCGAAUAUCUGAGCGCUGAGAUCCUUGAGUUGGCGGGCAACGCUGCUCGUGACAACAAGAAGACAAGAAUCAUUCCUCGUCACCUUCAGCUGGCUGUCCGUAAUGACGAGGAGUUGAACAAACUUCUUGCCGGUGUCACAAUCGCACAGGGAGGUGUUCUUCCUAACAUCCAAGCCGUACUUCUGCCCAAGAAGACCGAGAAGAAACCCAAGGCAUAAAUCAGCCUUAACCCAUCAAAAACGGCUCCUUUAGGAGCCACCACAUAAUACAAAAGUCUUGACUAGCUAGAUACGAUGAGGUGAAUAAGAACUAUGAAAAUAUCAUCUCAGAACCCCUCCACCCCAGUUUCCAAUUUUAUGUCAUGAAGUGAUAAAUCCAAAGAAUCUUUGGACACGAAUGUCGAUCAACGACCAAAUUAACAUUAUUAAGUUUUCGCGCACCAAAAUCGUAGAAAUAACGACUUCCGAUACGUUAUUCGACGCAAAGUUGUGUAGCUCACGCGCUAAACUCGUUGAUCGCUGAAUUUUAUUUUUGUGGACAUCUCCGGCGGUUAUAACAAAUUACGCCCAAAAUGAGGGAAGGCCGGUGUGAAUUUUAAUGUUCUGUCAAUGUAUUUCAUGCGAACGACGAAACAAAAAUCAGAUAGGAAAAAAAUGUAUUAAACAGGCGUGCUUGGAAAAUACAGCUUGACGAUGUGUAGCUUGGAAGGAAACCAUGGUCAUUUUAAAUAUUACAAUGGCAAAACAAGGCUUGAGAGAGAACAGUGAAAGCGAGUCAGGGCUGCCAUGCGAUAGAAUGUUUGGGCGACUUUAUUCAUCAUUCCAUUGCAUGGGAUGUGCUGUUCUUCGCGCUUCAAUACUUUAUAGUGAUGCGCGAUUUGUUUGACAGAACGAGUGAAGGAUAUACAAUUUUAAUUCACGCAUAAAGGGAAACAAAUUUAUUGGUCACGACUUUUCUUAUCGGGUGGCUCCUAAAAGAGCGGUUUGUAUUGUGUCAGGGCGGUCUGUCUAACCGCCAAAUCCGUACAGAGUUUACGCGCACCAAGAUCUUAGAAAUAACGACGCCGGAAUUUUUACUUGACGCAAAUGUGCAUGAGUUGCGCGCCAAAAUCGUUUAUCGUUGAAUCUUUUAUUACGACAUUACUGGCAGUUAUAAGAAAUUGCUUCUAAUUGCAGUUUGAAAAUUAGCUGGCUUGACUUUAAUUGUAUGGUCAAUUUAUACUCACGCAAUUCAUGAUACAAUACUAACAAGCAACCAGCGAAGUAUGCAACUGGAUCGUUUAUAGCUUUAAGGAAAAUCAUUAUGGUUGUACAAAUAUUCAACUGUAGAAACAAGGUAUGAGGAAGGGAAGGAAGAGGGGAAAGAGAAAGCGGGCAAGUAAUGCCAAGGGGAUUUCAUCCGUUCUUCGUUUGCGCGCAAUGUUCUCUUUCCAAGCUACUGCCCCAUAUCGUGACGCGCACGGAUGGUGCAAUCGUUUUGUUUAGCAAAUGUAUGAGCGAGAUGUAAGCGUUCGUAACACACUUAGAAAAGGCAUACAUGUGUAUUGAUCAUGACUUUCUUUGCAUUUGGUGGCUCCUAAAGGAGCCGUUUGUUUAGUGUUAAGAGUGUCUGUCUAACCGCCAAAUCCGUAAAGAGUGCGGCCUUGUCUCUUUAGAGCGUACACCACAUCCAUGGCUGUCACAGUCUUUCUCUUGGCGUGCUCCGUGUAUGUCACAGCAUCACGGAUCACGUUCUCGAGAAAAACUUUGAGAACACCACGGGUCUCCUCGUAGAUUAG